AUGGCUCCUCCGGCACAAACUAACCGAUCUCCGUCACCGUCACAACCAUCCGGAAAAAGCGAAGUCACCGAUUUAAAAUUGCAACUCCGACAACUCGCCGGAAGCCGACUCCCCGGCGUCGACGAUUCAAAACGGGAACUAUUCAAAAAAGUAAUCUCAUACAUGACGAUCGGAAUCGACGUGUCGUCUGUAUUCGGCGAAAUGGUUAUGUGUUCAGCAACAUCAGAUAUUGUGUUAAAAAAGAUGUGUUAUUUAUAUGUUGGUAAUUACGCGAAGGUUAAUCCUGAUUUAGCUUUAUUAACAAUUAAUUUCUUGCAAAGAGAUUGUAAAGAUGAAGAUCCUAUGAUCAGAGGACUUGCUUUACGGAGUUUGAGCUCUCUUAACGUUGCGAAUUUAGUUGAGUAUUUAGUUGGGCCAUUGAAUUCUGGGUUGAAAGAUAACAAUAGUUAUGUUAGAAUGGUUGCGGUUAUUGGUGUUCUUAAAUUGUAUCACAUCUCAGCUAGCACUUGCACUGAUGCUGAUUUUCCUGCGGUUUUGAAGCAUUUGUUGCUUAAUGAUCAAGAUACUCAGGUUGUCGCAAAUUGUUUAUUGGCAUUGCAAGAGAUUUGGAGUGGAGAAGCUAGUACAUCGGAGGAAGCAUUAAGGGAGAGGGAGACUUUGCUUAGCAAGCCGGUUAUAUAUUACCUUUUGAAUCGGAUUAAGGAGUUUAGUGAAUGGGCACAAUGUCUUGUGCUUGAUUUGGUUGUGAAAUAUGUGCCCUCAGAUAGUAAUGAGAUAUUUAAUAUCAUGAAUCUUCUUGAAGAUAGACUUCAGCACGCGAAUGGUGCUGUCGUUUUGGCAACCGCUAAGGUGUUUCUACAUAUGACUUUGUCCAUGACUGAUGUUCACCAGCAGGUGUAUGAACGUAUUAAAGCCCCUCUGCUUACCCUAGUGAGUUCUGGAAGUCCAGAACAAUCUUAUGCAGUUUUAAGCCACCUCCAUCUCUUGGUGAUGCGUGCACCAUAUGUAUUUUCCUCAGACUACAAACACUUUUAUUGCCAGUACAAUGAGCCAUCUUAUGUCAAAAAGCUGAAGCUUGAAAUGUUGACUGCAGUUGCAAAUGAGAGCAAUACUUAUGAAAUUGUGACCGAGUUGUGUGAGUAUGCUGCCAAUGUUGAUAUUCCUAUUGCAAGAGAGUCAAUUCGGGCUGUUGGAAAAAUAGCAUUGCAGCAGUAUGAUGUGAAUGCUAUUGUUGAUAGGCUUCUUCAGUUUCUGGAAAUGGAAAAGGACUACGUGACUGCUGAAGCUCUGGUUCUUGUUAAGGAUCUUUUAAGGAAAUACCCUCAGUGGAGUCAAGAUUGCAUUGCAGUUGUUGGGAAUAUCAGCAGCCAAAAUGUUCAAGAACCGAAGGCCAAAGCAGCUCUUAUAUGGAUGUUAGGGGAAUAUUCUCAAGACAUGAGUGAUUCUCCUUAUAUCCUAGAGAGUUUAACUGAGAAUUGGGAUGAAGAGCAUUCUCCAGAGGUCCGUUUACAUCUUCUCACAGCAGUAAUGAAGUGUUUCUUCAAGAGGCCACCUGAGACUCAGAAAGCAUUAGGAGCUGCAUUGGCUGCAGGUCUUGCUGAUCUUCACCAGGAUGUCCAUGACAGGGCCUUGUUCUACUACAGGCUAUUGCAACACAAUGUAACUGUUGCAGAACGUGUUGUGAAUCCUCCAAAGCAAGCUGUUUCUGUCUUCGCAGAUACUCAGAGCAGUGAAGUCAAAGACCGCAUUUUUGAUGAAUUUAACAGCCUCUCCGUUGUGUACCAGAAGCCCUCUUACAUGUUCACUGAUAAGGAACACCGUGGACCGUUUGAGUUUUCAGAUGAGCUGGGCAAUUUAUCUAUUGGGACAGAAUCUAAUGUUCCAGCUCAUGUCGUUGAGGCAAAUGACAAGGAUUUGCUUCUAAGUACUUCAGAAAAGGAAGAAAUUAGAGGUGCCGGUACCAAUGGUUCUGCCUACACAGCUCCUUCAUAUGAUUCUUCAUUGAUAUCUAUUGCUACACAAGCACAACCAGACUUGGCAAUUUCAAACGCUGAAGUAGCUGGCCUGAGUCCACAGUCUAGCCUGGCCAUUGAUGAUCUACUUGGUCUAGGUCUGCCUGCAGUUCCUGCACCAGCUCCUUCACCUCCUCCUUUGAAGCUUAAUGCCAGAGCUGUCCUUGACCCCGGCACUUUUCAGCAAAAAUGGCGUCAACUACCGCUAUCUGUUUCAGAGGAACUCUCUUUAAGUCCUCAAGGAGCUGCAGCAUUAACAACACCUCAGGCCCUUCUCAGGCACAUGCAAGGCCAUUCUGUCCACUGCAUUGCAUCGGGUGGUCAAUCACCUAACUUCAAGUUUUUCUUCUUUGCUCAAAAAGCAGAAGAAUCAUCGAUCUUUCUUGUAGAGUGUAAAAUCAACACAUCAUCAGCUAAAGCACAAAUAACUAUCAAAGCUGAUGAUCAAAGCAUGUCUCAAGCAUUCUCAACUUUGUUCCAAUCAGCAUUGUCCAAGUUUGGCACGUCAUGA
Messenger RNA from Dovyalis caffra, 2523 nucleotides. The record is from the annotation of a GenBank genome assembly. Lineage: Eukaryota; Viridiplantae; Streptophyta; Magnoliopsida; Malpighiales; Salicaceae.